Messenger RNA from Platichthys flesus (European flounder), 2088 nucleotides. It is a transcript of the gene ccdc85a, whose product is annotated as coiled-coil domain containing 85A. The record is from RefSeq and is a predicted model, not a curated record. NCBI's taxonomy places the organism in Eukaryota, Metazoa, Chordata, Actinopteri, Pleuronectiformes, Pleuronectidae. The transcript has 3 exons. Bases 400 to 2088 code for a protein of 562 amino acids.
UGCAGCCUGCUCUUCCUCCUCUGCCUCCUCCGGUCCUCCACCCGGCGUUAGUGCGCAAACCGGCCGGCAUGCAUUUGGAGAGAAACGUCCCCACCACGCCGGCGCUGGACUCAGCUGGAGAACAGAGCCGCCUGCAAACUGAUGCUCCAUCUGCGGGGAUCUAGCAGCAGAGACCGGGUGGAUAUCGGAGCUGCAUCAUGGGCGUUGGAGACAGGCAGAGCCAAAAUGAAAGCGGUGUAAUUCCACAGACAUAGGAAGGGCGGGUUGAGGUGGAGGGAGAACCCGAGUGGCCGUUGGAUCAGAGUUGACCCCGUGCGUAAAUUGAGGUUUGGUUGGGGGGUUUGUACACUGACACUGUACUUUUCCUCCUCCUGUCAAUCUCCACUGGAGUUGUAAAGGAUGGAGAAAGGCGCACAGCUGCAGCCGCAGCUGUCCAAGAGCGCAGAGAGCGCUGCGGAGGACGUCUCCAAAAUACACGAUGAGGAGCUGCUGAAGUGGAGCAAAGACGAGCUGGUGCGGCGGCUGCGGCGGGCAGAGGCGGAGAAGAGGGGCGUCAUUGUGGAGCACGGCAAUCUGAUGCGGGAGGUGAACCGGAGGCUCCAGCAGCAUCUGAACGAGAUACGGAGUUUGAAGGACGUGAACCAGAAACUGCAGGAGGACAACCAGGAGCUGCGAGACCUGUGCUGCUUCCUGGAUGACGACCGGCAGAAGGGGAAGCGGGUGGUGCGUGAGUGGCAGCGUCUGGGCCGCUACAGCGCCGGACUGAUGAAGAAGGAGGUGGCCAUUUACCUGCAGAAGCUGAAAGAGCUGGAGCAGCGGCAGGUGGAGAUCAUUCGGGAGAACCAGGAGUUCAAAGAGGUGUGCCUCAUGCUGGAGGAGGAGAGAGCUGCGGCUGUGGCUGAGGCAGGAGGUGGUGGUGCAGGUGGGCAUGUUGGCGCCGGCUGCAGAAGUUCUAUCGACAGUCAGAGCAGCUUGUCUCAGCUGGGUGGAGGUGUCCCAGCGGCUGGCCUCUUGCGAGACGUUGGUGAUGGGAGCAGCACCUCAAGUGCGGGAAGCACAAAUAGCCCAGACAACCCCAACCACAAAUCCCCUACUCCGGGCUCUACUGCCAGCCCCGGAUCUGGGCCGAGAUGUGUUUCCUCAGAGCAACCCAACAAACCAGGAGGUGUGUGUGAAUCAACAGGCAGGAGGAACAGCUCCACCUCAGAGUACCACACCUUCCCCCAGUCCUGCCGACCACGUGGAGGGUCCCUCACUAACCUGGACCCUAACCUGCUUUGGGGAAAUGGCCCGGAGAAACACAGCAAGUCCCCCACAAGGGUACCAGUUGACUCCCACCUCAAAACCUACACCUCUGACCUAUAUGCCCAGAAACAACUGCUACUGUCAGGGCAGGCAUCAGCAGGCUGUGAGAAAGGUUCAGCCAAUUCCAGCCCAGAGCUGAGUCAGAGACAUCGGCAGGUUAACAUAGGGGGGGCAAGCCGUGGGAUUCCUGAGGCCAAGCAGCCAGCAAUGGGGACGCCUGAGCACCUGCGUAAAGGGCGGGUGGUUGUGGGGAGUCCGGAGUCUACACGGCACCACUACCACUGUCAGCACAGCCCCGGGUUGGAGCACAGCAAGGGGAGGUAUAACAGUGGCUCCCCUAGAAGGGACGGUGGUCAGAGGAGGGCAGUGGGGGAGGAGAUGGCCCCUCACCACCAGAGUCUGUACAACGAGCCAAUUGAACUGAGGUCUUCGUUCGUCCCGCCUCCUCACACUUCCACUCCUUCCUUCACGGGAAGGGGCGCCUCCCGUCGGGCCCCCGCAAGUCUGGCGCGGCUGCCGGUGGACAAACUUGCGUGCGUCAGGGCUUCCGUGCAGGUGUGGGAGGAUCUCCUCGCCAGACCUCUCCCCGUCCUUGGCUGGCCCCCGCCGGGCAUAUUUCCUCCGUGGCGGUGCGGAGCAACCGGCUCUGGGUCGGCUGGAAAGGCUCGGGGCGGGAGGAACGAAGACCACGCAGAGAAAGGUUUCACAAAAGCGUCUGCAUUAUGGGGAGAUGGGGAGGCCCGCGACAGCCCCAGCCGCGGAGACACGGCGGUCUCCGAGUGA